GCGAGGCAGCCAUGCUGGCCGGCCUGUACACAGACCAUGAAGUCAAAGAUGAGCUUGUGCUGGGACAGGAGUGUCCAUAUCGACCUGACGUCACUCUAGUAGUUAAUGGUCGCGUUGGCUCUGUGCUCCGAGAUUGCUGCGUGAAACUCGAACGUCUCCCACACGUCGAGGCGCUCGCCAAGCGCCAAGACACAACUCAUAAUGACACGGAAUCUGAUACUGACCAAUUAUACGCUAGAGAGAAAGUACCAAAUUGUGAUCUUUGUGGUGAAAGCUUCAGUCUAAAGUCAGAUUUAUUGAAACACGUCAUGGAUCAUAUUCACAGCCCUUCAAGCGCGGAGCAGGAAGGGAGAGGGCACAGUUAUGCAUUUGAUGGUCAAUGGACGCAGGAGCAGGAGCGCGCCGUGUGCCGCAAACACGAUAUUCGGGACUGCUGCGUGCGCCUCGAACGCAUCCAACACCACGAGGCUCUAGCCAGCAACGAUACCCAAUACAUAACUCAAACUGACACGGAAUCUGAUACAGAGGAAGUACACACUAGAGUUGACUAUGAGAAACCAACAUGUCAUCUUUGCAGAGAAAGUUUUGCAUUGAAAUCCGAUUUGAAGAAACAUAUCAUGAUUCAUAUCCAUGUACCUACCACACACCAUCCACAAGCGAGUCCUGAUAGGGAAUCAGAUACUGGGGAGAAAAACAUCGAUAUUGACUGCGAGAAUGAACCUACAUGUGAAUUUUGUGGCGAGAUAUUUGCUCUAGACUCAAAUUUAAUGAAACAUGUUAUGAUACAUAUGUACGUAGCUCGCACUAAACAACCUUAUGAAAAUUCAAAAAUUCAUACUUAUGGGUGUGACACUUGCGGUAAAAAAUUUCAGAAAAAAAAUAGCUUAAAGCAUCAUAUUAAAACGCACUCGACCCAGUCAAAGUCUAACGACUUUAAAUGCAAUAACAUAGGAGAGAAAUCGUUCAACUGCGAAACAUGCGGUAAGCGUUUCCUAGCUAGAAAUCGGUUGAAAAGACAUUUACUAAUUCACACGGACAUAAGACCAUAUUCGUGUGACGUAUGUAAAAAACGAUUUAGAUAUUCGAGUCAAUUAAAACGUCAUACAUGGAUUCAUGGUGACAUAAGACCAUAUUUAUGUGACGUAUGUAAAAAAGGAUUUAGAACUGCUACUGAUUUAAAAGUUCAUACACGGAUUCAUACUGGCGAAAAAUCAUAUUCAUGUAAGAUAUGUGGAAAAAGUUUCGCAUCUUAUAGUGGGCUGUAUUUACAUAUACGAAUUCACACCGCCUUGACAUCAUACUACUGCGAAACAUGUGGAAAGCGUUUCCCAACUAGAGGCCGGUUGAAUAGACAUUUAAUAAUUCACACGGACAUAAGACCAUAUUCGUGUGACGUAUGUGAACAACGAUUUAGAACUGGGAGUAAUUUAAAAGAGCAUACACGGAUUCAUAGUGGGGAAAAACCAUAUACUUGCAAAGUAUGUAACAAACGGUUCACGCAAAUUUCAACCUUAAGGCAACAUGACUUAACACAUACUGGAAUAAAGCGGUUUGUGCGAAAAGAGAUGUAGAGAGACACAUUCGCACCAUUCAUUUAUUACGUAAGACUUUAAGGCGGGAGGGAGGCGACCACGGAAGCAAUUAUCUAAAAUCGCAAGUUAUUCACGCAACGUCUGUAAAAGCCUUGAGGGGAAAGUGGUCGACCGCGUAAAAUCACCUUUUUACACAAACGUACCUAGUCCUCAUUUUCCUCCCUGGAUGACAAAUCGAUAAAGUUACAGAUAACGAUAUUAUGUUUUAUUCUGAUUUUCAAUGUUUGAGCUAAUAAUUAAUAUCAAUAACGAUUGCAUUGCCAUAAGUCCUUCAGUCCCAUUUCGGUAUUAUAAGACGAUUUUUGACUUUCGGAAUUACCCGAAAUACACCUUAUGUCAAGCUGUAAAGAACAAAAACUAAAGUUUUAAGUUGUUUCAUAAUUGUUGAUUGCAUGAAAGUGUACAAGAAGUGUUAUAUGUAUGCAAUUUACAUAUACAGAUAUAAAAAAAAAAUACUUAACACAUUUGUCAAGCCUCAGGAAGGUAUAAUAUUAAAGUUACCACCAAGUCCACUGGUGGAGGAGGCCGGAGUCAAACCGGCGUCUUCAGAGGGCCUA
This is a messenger RNA of Cydia fagiglandana, 2149 nucleotides long. Its product is annotated as zinc finger protein 234-like. The record is from RefSeq and is a predicted model, not a curated record. Gene Ontology annotation, biological process: regulation of transcription by RNA polymerase II. The transcript has 3 exons. Lineage: Eukaryota; Metazoa; Arthropoda; Insecta; Lepidoptera; Tortricidae. Gene Ontology annotation, molecular function: RNA polymerase II cis-regulatory region sequence-specific DNA binding; DNA-binding transcription factor activity, RNA polymerase II-specific. Bases 12 to 1571 code for a protein of 519 amino acids.